Calliphora vicina (urban bluebottle blowfly) is the source of this 766-nucleotide messenger RNA. It is a transcript of the gene Pop4, whose product is annotated as ribonuclease P/MRP subunit POP4. Gene Ontology annotation, cellular component: ribonuclease P complex; ribonuclease MRP complex. The record is from RefSeq and is a predicted model, not a curated record. The coding region runs from base 134 to 754 and encodes 206 amino acids. Gene Ontology annotation, molecular function: ribonuclease P RNA binding. Gene Ontology annotation, biological process: tRNA 5'-leader removal; rRNA processing. NCBI's taxonomy places the organism in Eukaryota, Metazoa, Arthropoda, Insecta, Diptera, Calliphoridae. The transcript is spliced from 2 exons.
GUUGUAUCUAAUUUAUAGACCCAAUUUUUACAACCAUUAACACGUGUCAAAGCAAAAAAAAAACAAAACAUUGGUUUGGAUUUCGUUUGUAAACAUAUUUUUUUUUAUAAUUUUAAUUAAUCUUCGGUGAGAAAUGGACCAUCAAAUGCAGUCACUACAAGAAUAUCUAACCAACAUGGUAGUGCCCAGUCGAAGAGAUUGCAUCGAUAUCAAUUCGGAGCAUAUAACAAUGCUGCAGGGCACUAAAAGUAAAAAACAAUUAAGUCGGAAAAGAAGAACAACAAAAUCUUCAACACUUAAUAGAAGAGAAUAUGCUAAGCUUGGUUUGCAUACGCUGCCCACCCGGCAAAUGAAGUAUGAAGAAGCACUGCCACUGCAUCGCUUGUGGAAAGGAUAUAUGAAAGAACAUUUAGGAUUGCGGGAGGGAGAUCAAGUGCCGAAAGUAUAUGAUGCCGGUUAUGAUGCAUUUAGUAAACUUUUGGUAAAAACUGAUUUGCAUGGUGCCAAAAUGUAUGUCAUGCAGUCAAAGUGUCCCACACUAGUGGGCUUAUCUGGAAUUGUGGUGUUAGAUACCAAAAAUGUUUUAAAAUUAUUGGGAAAAGACGAUCGUUUACGCACCGUACCUAAGAGCGAAUGUGUAUUUGGCAUGAAAUUAGGAAAUAUGAAAUUUACAAUAUUUGGAAAACAUUUGUGUAUAAGACCAGCAGAACGCUCUGUAAAGAAAAUAAAGAAUUUUGUUGAACCUUUUGAAUAAAUACUACAAAAA